This is a messenger RNA of Cladophialophora yegresii CBS 114405, 492 nucleotides long. RefSeq lists its product as uncharacterized. Bases 1 to 492 code for a protein of 163 amino acids. The transcript has a single exon. Lineage: Eukaryota; Fungi; Ascomycota; Eurotiomycetes; Chaetothyriales; Herpotrichiellaceae. The record is from RefSeq and is a predicted model, not a curated record.
AUGCUAAUCGCCAUCAUCGCCAUCCUCUUCCUCUCCAAAUGUCUCUCCUCGGGCCUGAAAUGGCAUCUGGCCAGCCAGAACCUGGACCUCACCAUGCUCGUCGUGCAACAGCUACAGGAGAGAUAUCUGGCCGCGAGAUUCAUCUUCGCGUACUAUACCGCUGCGUUUGACAAGGUCGCACCGGCGCAACGGCCGUCGCAGUCGCUAGAGCAGGGAGCGGCCAUUAUAAGUCCCACGGCGGCUGCGGCCACCGCGGAGAGUACUACCUCAAUGGCAUAUGACCGGACGACGACGGCGACGACGGCGGCUACGGGGACGACGAGCACGCCAUACAACGCGCCGCCAGGGCAUGGACAUGAAGAUGGUCUGAACGCCUGGGGCGAGUGCUUCCAAAGCGGGAUCGGCAUGACCGCGGAUUUUGACAUCCUGUUCGGCGAGACCGGGAUUUUCAGGGGUCUUGACGACUUCGACAUCGACAUCGGGGGUUUUUGA